Messenger RNA from Hyalella azteca, 1390 nucleotides. Its product is annotated as enhancer of split mbeta protein. NCBI's taxonomy places the organism in Eukaryota, Metazoa, Arthropoda, Malacostraca, Amphipoda, Hyalellidae. Gene Ontology annotation, cellular component: nucleus. Gene Ontology annotation, molecular function: protein dimerization activity; RNA polymerase II cis-regulatory region sequence-specific DNA binding; DNA-binding transcription factor activity, RNA polymerase II-specific. The record is from RefSeq and is a predicted model, not a curated record. Gene Ontology annotation, biological process: regulation of neurogenesis; anterior/posterior pattern specification; regulation of transcription by RNA polymerase II. The coding region runs from base 91 to 1008 and encodes 305 amino acids. The transcript has a single exon.
ACUUUGCGUUAGACUUGCACGAGAACUGCAGAUUUGUGUUGCUGCGGCAAUUUCCUAGCUCUCAACUGAUCUCACUGCUAUAUCGGUGCAAUGGCUCCUUACUGUGACGUAAACGUUGAAGAUGUCGAGCCGAUGUCUCGUACAUACCAGUAUCGCAAAGUGAUGAAACCAUUAUUGGAACGUAAACGAAGAGCUAGAAUAAACAGGUGUUUGGAUCAACUCAAAGACCUUAUGGUUGGUGCCUUACAGAAAGAUGGUGACUCCAUCACCAAACUCGAAAAAGCCGAUGUUCUUGAGUUGACCGUGAACCAUUUGAAGAAGCUCAAACAUCACAACGCAUUGGCCAUCCCAGCUCGCUCACAUUCUCAAGAAAAAUUCAACAGUGGUUUCCGCCAGUGCGCCAGUGAAGUGUCCAAGUUCAUAAAAUCUGCACCUGGAAUCGAUGUACAAGUUUCAAAUAGUCUCUUGGGUCAUUUAGGAGGUGUUAUCAACCACUUGGAUGAGCUCGCGUGCUCCAUUCAGAAUUCAUCCGUUCAACAGUCAUCCACGUAUAGCACCACCAACACCUCUUCAACAACCCCAGUCACCGUGAGCAUCCCGAGCAAAAUGUACACCCCACCAGCCAGCCCUGAUCACACCUUGCACCAACCUAGACCCAGCGCUGCUCAAACUGGAGUUUCAUCCGUCAGUCGAUCUGCGGAAUCUUCGUUUGUACCAGUCCACCCUCAAGCCAGCUUGCACCCGAGCUUCCGACCAUCCAACGACUGCAGUUACAAAUUAAAUUCUUAUUCUCAGCGACAUCGCGUGAGUCCACUCGCUCCUCCGAGCCCUCCUUUAUCUGUCGGUUCUCCAUCACCUGUUCAUCACUUCAACAGUCGUCCUUCAUCAUCUUCUUCUUCCGUUGAAUAUCCAGCAUCUUCCCCGAAAUCAACUUCACUCUCCCUCGGCCUGCUCAGCUCUUGUCAACAUCCAGAAAUCACAGACGGACCAAUUUGGCGACCCUGGUGACUCGGCGACUGCCCGGCGAUUUUGUUUAAAUUUGAACCACAUUGUACCUGAUUGUAGACUGCUUAACAUUCGAUUGCACUGUUAUAUUGUAGUCUUUUUAGGGUUUUCAACUAAGCUGACUUUAUGUUGAAUGCAAGCUUUUCUUGAUGUGUUAAUCGAAUUUUUGUAAUUGUCUACAAUGACUGUAUUGUACCAAACCUCAGGAAUUUCUAAGUUUGGAAUUGUUAUGCUGAAAGUCUAGGGCAUUUGUGCGCCGAGGUUCGUCGACUGUUGUUCCAUUACUUUCUUUGGGACGCCUACGAAAUUUUCGUCUGUGAUAUGCUGUGAUAAGACAUUUAUACAUAUUUUUAUCUAUUACAUGCCUUUUAUGAAUAUAUAUCGA